Molecule: messenger RNA, 4374 nt
Organism: Daktulosphaira vitifoliae (grape phylloxera)
Lineage: Eukaryota; Metazoa; Arthropoda; Insecta; Hemiptera; Phylloxeridae
Gene: cv-c
Product: rho GTPase-activating protein 7
Exons: 20
Coding region: 397-4281 (1294 amino acids)
Biological process (GO): actin cytoskeleton organization; signal transduction; regulation of Rho protein signal transduction
Molecular function (GO): GTPase activator activity; lipid binding
Source: RefSeq, a predicted model, not a curated record
CCCACUCAUGUGACUAUCCAUCGGUUGUGCCGUACGCGCGUUUGUUACGUGUAUUUAGUGCCAGUGCGACUUUUUAAAUUUUUUUUUGUUCCUAACGAAUUGUUCUUAUUAAGAAAUUUGAAAUUGCUACGGACGAGCGUUGAAGUGCGUCGCUUUGAGCAAGCGAAAGCGGUUUAGUGUACGUUUGAAACAAUGUAGUGGAUUAUUUUCUAAACUGUUUUUUUGCCCACAAACGUCUUGCUAUUAUCAAGAGGACUACUACCCGGCUGAUUCCCACGGUUCAAUGCGCGUCACAACAUCAAAAAUAUGAAAAAUCAAAUCAAAACAAAUGAAUAAAUGAAUACUCGUCCUCCAUAAUAUUGUACAAAAAAAAAAAAAAGGAAAUCAAACGCAGCAAUGGCUUCUCAAGAGAUCACCAUCAACCCUUUUGAUCCUUAUAGAGAAAUGGAAAAAUAUUUGGAAAAAGUUAAUGAAGAACUCGAUGAAGUGUUCAAUCAAUGGUCUAAGAAACCUGCGGAUAAGCCCGGAAAACUUGUGGCCAACUGGCCACCGAUUCAAGCCGAUGUCAAGAGCUACUGCAGUCCGAGGUACUUGGCAAACGAUUUCAAAAGCCUGUAUGACGACGUGAUAUUAGAAUUACAGAUACCCGAACAAAUCGUUUGUCAAGCAUGCAGUGAAUUAACCAAUGGUAGUAUUGAUUCUGGAGACAGUUGUAGUCGUUCGUCAAAUAACAUGCGUUACCGCCUAUCGUCAACUAAGCGAAAACGGUCGAGGUCUAGAUCUUCGGACUACGGUAACCUCCAACAUGAACUACCUGGAUGUUACAACGACAAGUCGGCUGUUCUUCUUAAAGUUCAAAUGUUUGAAACGCCACCGCCACCAGUUCGCAGUUCGUCUCUUAAUCGUUUCCAGACCAUAAUAUCACAACAGAGAAAACAGUUUGAACGGAAGGAGUGCGAUGAAGCUCCAAUGGAAGCUACUGCACAGACAUCACCUACCGAGAGCAGAUCUUCUAGUUUUACGUGGUUAUCUGAUCGAUCGGAACCGAGUAAUUGUUCUUCAGCCGAGGAGGAAAUCCAGACGCCGUGCAGUUCGACUGAUGAUUCCGUUGUCGAUCAACAUAUCAGUUGUGGAUCUUCGACAGCAUCAUCUUCCGUGUCACCACCCGGUCGUUCCGACGAACCCGAAUCCGGUAUAGGAACGGCUUCGCCACCACAUCAUCGAUAUUCAAAGUCGGGAAACCAGAAAUGUCGCAAGAAAGAGACGUGGGAGCGGUUGCAAAGACGACACGCGGAUAGGUGUGCGGCGACCAAACGUGUGGAGCCUGUGUGGGUGACUGAAGAUCAGCAGAGCGAUUCCACGACCCAACCGGGUAACCGACCGGUGCGACCGAAUCGAUUGCCUUUGACCAGCGAAUGUCAAUCAUCCGAAAAAGUCGCUUACGAACUGCCCAGCCCAACUGCCAUAUCUCUAAGCGGUGGUAGUGAUCUAUCUCCGGAAUUGGCUUGUAAAAGCUCUUCUGCGCCCCACCUGAUAAAACCGUGUUCGAAGACCCUUCCCAAGGGUAAAUUCGAUCCAUCCUACACAAAUCGGAAACAAAUAAGAUGUCAGUCGGAUCGUUAUUUGUCAGAAAUCGAAGCCAAAGAAGCGUGUAAAUGGCUCAGGGCAGCUGGGUUUCCACAGUACGCGCAAAUGUAUGAAGACUUGCAGUUCCCAAUCGACGUGAACGGCGUACAAAAAGAUCAUCCAUUCCUUGAUUUGGACUCGCUGCAGUCGUUGUUCAGAAGGCUACAUGCUCUAAAUCGUUGUGCAAACAUGAAGCUUGAUUUUGCGCCCAAACAUACGGCUGACGAAUCCGACUCCGAAGGAGAAUGUGCGUUAAGCGAAAAUUGGAUGUUUCAGAGGGAAUCGAGGCGCUGGUCUAGGGUAGAUGAUAUUACCAAAAAUGUCGUGAUGUCAAAUGACACCCGACAACAACAGUCUUCUGUGGUACCUCGAUUUGAUGACAGUACCUCUUUAACAGCUGUCCGAGUACCACCAAGUGUUCAGGACACUGAGCGGCCGCCUGAAACGGUCGAUACUAACUGCAGGUACAGCGGCGGUUGUAUGACACUCCCCUCGAAUGUUGCGGUACCGGUGGAAACGGUUGCAGCCGAUUUACUAGCAUCGCGGUUCCGGAGGUCUGGUAGCGAGCGACUCCGUGACGGUGCCAAAGCCAUCUUGCGUCGCGUGGAGAGCUUGAAGACCCGAAGACGGAAACAACGCAACCGCGACGGCGUCGUCAUCGGUGCGCCUCAGAUUAUUGAUGUCGCUUCGAUGCAACAAAAAAUGAAGGAAUUGAAUUGUGUGGACGUAACGCCACCAGACUCUCCAAUGGCCGAAGAUUUGAAAAACAAACGGUUCUUGGCCAAACCUGAAUCUCUUGAUUCGUUGGCGUACUCUGAUUCGGAUUUAUCUUGGAAAAACGAAUAUACCGAUGCUAAUAGUAAUAACACCAAGCCUCUUCUCGACUUUAUGACCAACAGAUUUUCAUCUCCAAACAGUAGCCAAGAUAGUCAAACAUAUAAAAACAAAGACAAUGACAGUGUUGAUUCGGUUUCGAGCGCAGUGCAAGACAGUGAUCAAGAGUUAACACCUAAGUCAAAAAAAUCAGUUGUGCGAUGGCACAGUUUCCAAAAGACUAAACAACGACCUGACUCAUUAGUUGGACAUACUAUUGGGUCUCUCACGGUCGGCCAGCUCUUAGUAUUACGCAAAUUGUCUUUACUUAAGCUCACAGCUAUUAUGGAAAGAUAUUGUCCAACACAUAGAACCGGAUGGAACUGGGAGCUACCAAAGUUUAUGCGUAAAACUAAAGUAUCCGAUCCAAAAGAUAAAUCUGUGUUUGGCGUUCCAUUGAUAACUAACGUACAGAAAAAUGGAUCAGCACUACCGCCUUUCAUACAAUCAGCUUUCCGUUGGCUCGAGGAGAACGCUCUGGAUCAUGUCGGCUUAUUCAGAAAGCCAGGAGUUAAAUCCCGUAUACAGCGUUUGAAACAAUUGGCAGAAUCUGAACCAGAUAAUAUUAAGUUUGAAAAUCAUCAAGCUUACGAUGUUGCCGACAUGGUAAAACAGUACUUCCGUGAAUUACCCGAAGCUUUACUUACCAAUAAGCUAUCAGAAAGUUUUAUUGCUAUUUUUCAACAUGUUCCAGUGUACUUACAGAAAGAAGCUGUUCAUUGUACAGUUUUGCUGUUACCUGAUGAACACCGAGAAGCCUUGUAUACUUUACUGAACUUUUUACAUCACGUAUCAUUAAAGAGUGACGUUAACCAAAUGUCUGCUAGUAAUUUGGCAGUGUGUUUGGCGCCAUCCUUAUUUCAUCUUGGAAAUAGUAAUUCUCACGGUAGUUCUGGUUCAACACCUCCUAGUCCAGGAGGCUCCCAACGAUCAUCAUCUGUUUCACCUCGACGCAAUCAAACAAACAUCGGAUUACCGGAUUCCAAACAGCUAGGCCAGAAUAAAUCAGCCCAUGACUGUCUGCUCUUUCUCAUCAAACAAUACAGAGAACUUUAUACGAUGUCAGAUGAUAUUAUGAGCCAAUGUCACUUCAGUUAUAUGGAUGAGAGUAUUCCUAUAAAUUUAGAUGAUCUUGGGGCGGAAAUGGGUCACGACUGGAAAGGAUACUUAAACGUUUGCACAAAUGCACUCCUCAAAGAAGUCAAAGACAAAAAUAGAGGAUGGAUUACGAUGGGAAGCUUUGAAAACGUUGACAUAUCUUACAAGAAAGUUGGAGAUGGACACCCAUUAAGACUUUGGCGCGUGUGCACUGAAAUAGAAGCACCGCCUACAGAGGUACUUACAAGGAUACUAUGGGAAAGACAUGUAUGGGAUAAAGAACUUGUAUCCGCCCGAGUGGUUAUGAAAAUGGAUACACAAGCUGAACUUUAUCAGUACACCAAUUCUGCCAUGGAACCACAUUUGACCAAAGAUUACUGUGUAAUAAGGUCGUGGAGAACCAAUUUGAAUAAAGGAGGUUGUGCGAUCGUUGAGACAUCUGUUGAACACCUAGAAGCUAAAUUACCAAAAGGCUCUGUUCGCGGCAUUGUGUUGGCAUCUAGAUAUUUAAUUGAACCAUGUGGUUCAGGUAAAUCAAGAGUCAUCCACCUUUCUAGAGUAGAUACCAAGGGAAGAACUAGCGAAUGGUACAAUAAAAUUUAUGGUCAUAUUACUUCCAAAUACCUGUCAAAAAUUCGAAAAUCUUUUGAACACUCCGCUGAAGGUCCCGAAAGUAAAGUGUAAUAAUUAAAUAUUUGUACAAAUUAUUUUUAUUUUUCUGUAAAUAUUUGUUAUUUUCUUUCUCUUACUAAUUAAAUAUGAACCUUACUUUAUACA